GUUGUCAAGAGGCCAGACAACCUCAAGCCAGAAGGAGAUUUCUCCUCCAGAACCCCAGACAAAUGGUCACCAGGACAAAGAGCCCAAGUGGUCAAACAUCCCGACAAUUUGAAGCCUGAGGGUCAAUUUGCUGGCAAACCAGUUGAGCAAUGGGCCCCUGGAGAGAGGGCCAAAAUUGUGCGCCAUGACGACAAUCUUCACAUGGAAGGCCACUUUGAGACUUCCAGACAAGAGUGGGCAACCAAAGGAGAUAGGGUGAAUGUUGUUAAACACCAAGAUAACCUGAAGUUAUCUGGCGGGCAUUCCAUGGAUAAGAAGGCAUCUCUGCAAUUGAAUUAUGGUCAAUCUCACAAUCACUUCUUUGGUAGUGAACGAGGAGAUCGAGCGAAAAUUGUCAAACACGAGGAUAAUCUUAAACUUGAAGGAGAGUUCCAUGGUAGGCAACAACAAACCUCUUACCAAGGUGUUGCACAUCGAGAAAAACUGGUUCAGCACAAAGAUAAUUUGAGCAUUGGAGGAGAGUUUUCCGGGCAUAGGAAACAAUAUGCCACUUCUGGAGAGCGGGCCAAGGUUGUGCGUCAUGAGGAUAAUUUGAAAGUCGAAGGAGAGCGCUUCCAAGAGAAGAAAUCCAUUAAGAUUCCAAAAGGAGAGCGGGCUCCUCUUGUUGUUCAUAGAGAUAAUCUGACAAUGGAGGGAAAAUUCGAAGGAAGACAAUCUAGAGAAAUUGCCAAACAAGGUGAACGAGCAAACAUUGUGAGACACCAAGAUAACCUUAAGGUUGAAGGCGAAUUUGCCAAAAGACAACUUCAGCAACCAGGCAAAGUCGAGCGGCAAGUUGGUCGUAAGCAUGAGGAUCAUCUCAAAAUGGAGGGGAAAAUGGAGUUCGAAAGCACUUCGAAAAAAGCUGCCGCAGCAUUCGAGCGUGUCAGUUAUGGAGGAGUAACUCGGCAUCGCGAUACCAGCUCUUCGAUCGUCCUUGGAGACCAAACUUCAAACAUGCAGCAAAAGCAAUCCAAUUCCACCGCCAAAAUAUCCCAGAACCAAAGCUCAAGCUCGUCAUUGAAGCAGAAUCAAAGCUCAUCCGUUAAGAGCGCUGAAGAGACUAAGGCCAUAUCUGCCAUAAACAAGGAUAAGUUUGCUAGCACUCUUCGCGAAAGCUCUGCUGUUCAGAUCGGUGUUCAGAAAGAUCUCUCCGUGAUCGAUCAUCACCGAAGACAGUCACAAAUAUCGAACGCCAAUUAUCAACAAGAAAACCGACAAUGGGCUGGACACACUCAGCACAAUCAAAUGGAUCAACGUGGAUCCAUCCAGCAUUGGUCGAAUGCCAGCCACUCAGCAAGACAAGCUCAAAGUUCCAUGGCGUCGACCUCACAUAUGCAACAUCAACAACAGCAAAAACAACAACAACACCGAUCAUCAAUUCAAAUUGAUCAGCAGCAACAGCAUACACGUACAAGUGGGACCCGUCGCCGUACCUGGGCAGAAUCCAACGUGUUCAACGGAAACAAUUACGCUGGAGCCAUUCAGUUUCAUGAACAUAACUGCCCAGCAACUAAAAUUCACUCGAAUAAGUCUCCUUUCAAAUACGAAAGGCAAACCAAUUCGGGCCAUAGAGUCUACUUACCCUCAAUUGCAAACUGAAAUGCUCUGUCAACAAUGAAGUGCCAUAACCAAUAACAGUAACAUAAAUAGAACCAAUAACAUAACGUUCUCAAUAAUCAAAUAUAUGUGUGAGGAAUAUUAUGCACCCAAACACUUGAUGGAAAGGAAGAGAAUAAAGCAUUGUAUACGAUUUUA
Molecule: messenger RNA, 1797 nt
Organism: Tigriopus californicus
Lineage: Eukaryota; Metazoa; Arthropoda; Copepoda; Harpacticoida; Harpacticidae
Product: myb-like protein O
Biological process (GO): microtubule anchoring
Cellular component (GO): axonemal microtubule; centriole; ciliary basal body
Molecular function (GO): microtubule binding
Source: RefSeq, a predicted model, not a curated record